GAAAAGCGGAAAAAUUAUAUACUGAAAGAAAAAGCUUAAUAGGAAAAGUUUUAUGAAUUUGUUCAGUGGAAGAAGGAAGAAAUGCUGCUAUCUCCAAAUCCCUGGUGGACGAGCACCGUCAAUCGCACAAUUAUCUGCAUCCUUAUCGUCUGUAUCGUCUACUUUUCCUACACAUUCAACACGUGUCUUGUCUCCAGCAUUAAUCGUGCGCUCCGCCGGGAAUCCCCACCACCGGCUCCCAAAGAGACGGAUGGCACGACGUCAACAACAGAAGCACCUGAGAUGCGAAUUUUGGGAUCAAUUGUGCGUGUGGUGCCACUUAUCCCAGGCUCAGAGUGCAACGAAUCAGAGAGCUUUCCAAAGUAUCGUUUCCUCCAGACACAGGGAAUCAUCCCGACGCGUCAGCUACCGGAUACGCUAAUUAUUGGUGUGAAGAAGAGCGGCACAAGGGCUCUACUUGAAUUUAUACGACUCCAUCCAGACGUGCGGGCAGCUGGAUGUGAGGUUCACUUCUUCGAUCGGCACUACAACAAGGGUCUACACUGGUACAGGCAUCACAUGCCACCGACAAUUGAGGGCCAAAUAACAAUGGAGAAGACUCCCAGUUACUUUAUAACUAAGGAAGUUCCCCAGAGGGUGCAUCAUAUGAAUCCCAACAUGAGACUCCUCAUUGUGGUGCGAGAUCCCGUCACCAGGGCCAUCUCGGACUACACACAGGCCGCCAGUAAGAAGAAGGGCAUGAAGAGAUUCGAGGAGUUGGCCUUUGUUAAUGGAUCCCUCGGAGUGGUGGAUACAAAAUGGGCCCCAGUCAAAAUUGGCGUCUACUCGAAGCAUCUCGAACGGUGGCUACAGUACUUCCCACUGUCGCAAUUCCUCUUUGUCAGCGGCGAAAGACUCAUUGAGGAUCCUGCAGCUGAAAUUGGACGUGUCCAGGACUUUCUGGGACUAAAGCGUGUCGUCACAGAGAAGCACUUCUACUUCAAUGCCACAAAGGGUUUUCCGUGCCUCCUCAAAUCCGAAUCCAGCUCAAGCCCACAUUGUCUGGGCAAAACUAAAGGUAGGAAUCAUCCCGUCAUCGAACCCAAUGCCAUCGCUCGCCUUCGGGAAUUCUAUAGGCCGUUCAAUGUGAAAUUCUACCAAAUCACCGGAAUCAAUUUCGGAUGGCCAUAAAUCCGCAAAUCCAUGCC
This is a messenger RNA of Lutzomyia longipalpis, 1187 nucleotides long. It is a transcript of the gene Hs3st-B, whose product is annotated as heparan sulfate glucosamine 3-O-sulfotransferase 6. The record is from RefSeq and is a predicted model, not a curated record. The coding region runs from base 82 to 1170 and encodes 362 amino acids. Gene Ontology annotation, molecular function: [heparan sulfate]-glucosamine 3-sulfotransferase activity. The transcript has 2 exons. Lineage: Eukaryota; Metazoa; Arthropoda; Insecta; Diptera; Psychodidae.